Diospyros lotus (date-plum) is the source of this 914-nucleotide messenger RNA. RefSeq names its product fasciclin-like arabinogalactan protein 11. The transcript has a single exon. The coding region runs from base 39 to 914 and encodes 291 amino acids. Lineage: Eukaryota; Viridiplantae; Streptophyta; Magnoliopsida; Ericales; Ebenaceae. The record is from RefSeq and is a predicted model, not a curated record.
CUUGCCUCAUACUGCAUACUAGAGCAAAUCCCACAAAAAUGGUGAACCAAAUCCUCUUCCCAUUGUCACUUGUAGUGAUCAUCCUCUGCUUCCCCAAUGUCUUUGCUCAGGCUCAGGCUCCGGCACAACCCCCGGUUACUCUGCCUCCACCAGUGGCCCCGGUUACUCUGCCUCCACCAGUGGCCCCGGUUGCUCAGCCACCCCCAGUAGCCCCGGUUGCUCAGCCUCCAGCUCAAGUGCAGCCCGUGACAAUGGGGCCGGCACCAGCAGGGCCAACCAACCUCACUGCCAUCCUUGAGAAGGCUGGUCACUUCACCACUCUCAUCCGGCUGCUGAGGAGCACACAGAUUGAUGCUGAAAUCUACAAGCAGCUCAACGAUUCGAGCCAGGGCCUAACAGUUUUUGCCCCAACUGAUAAUGCCUUUGGCAACCUCACCCAAGGAAUACUCAACUCAUACAGUGAUCAGCAGAAGUUCCAGCUGGUGAAGUUCCAUCUCCUCCCCUCCUUCUUUUCCCUCCCCGAGUUCCAAACUGUCAGCAACCCGAUGAGCACAGAGGCCGGGAGCAACUCUCAGUACCCGCUAAACGUGACCACUACCGGCAGCGUGGUGAACGUAUCAACCGGGGUUGUUAAUGUAACAGUAGAUGGCACAGUUUAUACUGAUAACCAGUUGGCAGUGUAUCAGGUGGACCAGGUGCUUCUUCCAUUAUCCUUUUUUGUGACUCCAGCACCGGCUCCUGCACCAUCAUUAUUGGUGCCCAAGAAGAAGGCUCCAUCUCCUUCAGCCCAAUCCACCAGUAAUUCUGAUGAUUCUGAUACUAGUACUACUACAGCUUCCGGCGCAAUUCGAUUGGCAAUCAAUGCCAUGUCCCUUGCAGGAUUUGUUGUUGCAGCACUGUCUUUAUGUGCUUGA